AAAAUAGAAGAAUCAAAUAUACACAAACAAAAAAGGAACAAAAAGAUCAAGAAUUAUGUGCAUUUGUUAAUGAAAAUUAUUUGUAUGCAAAAUCAAAAAUAAAAAAACAAAAUUCCGAAAACUAUCCAAAAGCUUCUAGAACUACUAAUCUCAGCUCAAGACAAUACCAUGUAUGCUGCGGUCAAGCCUUUAUCCAAAUAUUUACAAUUCAAGUCGGUGCAUAUUUACGACAUUAUUUUCACUCUCCACUCCAAGUGCACGGUGGUCAUACUGCUGACAUGUUCGUUCCUCUUGUCGGCCAAACAAUACUUUGGCGAUCCCAUAAUGUGCAUAAGUGAUGAAAAAAAUAUGGAAUAUGUGAAUUCCUAUUGCUGGACAAUGGGAACGUAUAUUUUAAACUAUUACGAUUUGAAUAUGCAAAUAACAGAAGUGAAGAAUAUGACAAGUAGUUUGAAUGAUCGUAUUCGCGAUAGGGGCAAUGCCAUAGCUGAAGGUGUUGGACCAGAAAGACACGGCAUAACUGAACGUGUAUAUUUGCGUUACUAUCAAUGGAUCAUAUUGAUUUUACUUUUGCAGGCUUUAGUGUUUUAUUUUCCCUCUUUUUUGUGGAAAGUAUGGGAGGGUCAACGUUUAAAGCAACUGUGUUCCGAAGUCGGUAAUCCCCUAGUACCAGAGGACACCUAUAUAUCAAGGAGUAAAUUAUUGGUUAAAUACUUUACCUCUGACUAUAGGGACAUACAUUUUUGUUACAAUGCACGUUAUUUAUUUUGUGAAACAUUGAAUUUUAUCAUUAGUGUAUUAAAUAUUUUGUUGCUGGAGGUAUUUCUCAAUGGAUUUUGGUCCAAGUACAUACAGGCUAUAGCCGCUAUACCAAGUUAUGAUUGGACCAAAUGGAACGUAUUGACUUCGCGAGUUUUCCCCAAGAUAGCCAAGUGUCAUAUGGUCAAGUAUGGUUAUUCUGGUUCAACCACAUCACUGGAUAUACUCUGCAUACUGCCACUUAACAUUUUGAAUGAGAAACUGUUUGCUUUUCUAUGGUGUUGGUUUCUUGCCAUUUGCAUACUGGCCGGUUUGAAUUUGAUUUAUCGUGGCAUGCUGAUAUUUAAUGAACCCUUUCGUUUACACUUAUUGUACACAAAAUUACGUAUUAUGCCCAAAUCUCAUGUGCGCAGUGCCCUUGAGGACAUGACUUAUGGCGAUUGGUUUAUCCUCUUCAAAGUUAGUUCCAAUAUUAAUCCCAUAUUGUUUAGGGAUCUAAUGAAGGAACUGUAUGAAAAUCGUAAUCAUAAAAAAUCUUUGGGUUUUAACGUAUAAAAACCACAACAGAUGAUCAAUUAUUUCUA
Molecule: messenger RNA, 1343 nt
Organism: Calliphora vicina (urban bluebottle blowfly)
Lineage: Eukaryota; Metazoa; Arthropoda; Insecta; Diptera; Calliphoridae
Product: innexin inx5-like
Exons: 3
Coding region: 169-1314 (381 amino acids)
Biological process (GO): phototransduction
Cellular component (GO): plasma membrane; gap junction
Molecular function (GO): gap junction channel activity
Source: RefSeq, a predicted model, not a curated record